This is a messenger RNA of Nematocida parisii ERTm1, 2808 nucleotides long. RefSeq lists its product as uncharacterized. The coding region runs from base 1 to 2715 and encodes 904 amino acids. The transcript has a single exon. NCBI's taxonomy places the organism in Eukaryota, Fungi, Microsporidia. The record is from RefSeq and is a predicted model, not a curated record.
AUGAAAAACAGUAUGAUCAUAAAGCUACUAGUGAUGAUGUACACAGUGUGUGCAAGACUUGAACUGAGUGAUAUAAAGACAAUAGGUGAUUCAGUAGUUAUUGAAGAAGAUAACUUGUUAAUACAUCCAGACGGACCAUUAAAUCCACUAAGAGGAUACAUUAUGCACAAGAGCGGAAAUAUGUACAACAAACGAUUAUAUGCGCCAGAAAUAGACACAAUGUAUAAAUUGGAAAAAACAGAUAAAGUAACAGAUUUUUUCACUCCAAUUUAUGAUUAUACAAGAAACCCAGUAAAUGACCUGGCAUAUGAUGUUAUUUGUGAGGACAAAGAAAAGAAUGAGUACCUCACACAGUUCCAUACACAACUAAUUAAAAUGUUUCCCUCUGCAUAUGGGUCACUUUCUAUCGUAUCAGGACUGCCCGAGGGGUUUACUUCUUUUCUGAAAAAAGAGGAAGUGCAGCCUCAGAGUAUGCGCAUCCUGGCAGCCCUUUUCUUAUUGUCUGAGCAGGUGGAUAUUUCUAUUGAUGUAGAAGAAAAGAAAAAACUUGUUCUGAGAAGUGCAGAUGAAACAACUGCAUAUAUUGACCAGAGCCUGCGCAUAUUUACAAAAGACCAAACAGAAUCUAAAACCGAUAUAAAAAAAACGUGCAAGGAUCUAGAAAGCCUUAUUGAAUUUCUUAAAAAGUAUAUAGACAAUGACAGUGCAAAUCCAAGUGCAAUGGAAGGACUGCCUACUGAGCCAACUACGUAUGAGCAGUUCAUGACAGGAGAAUUUUUGAACACGUCCCAGUUCCUUAUUCAGUCGUACAUAUACGAGUUUAUUGACACAAAAGAAAAUUACAUUAAAUUUGUAAAUGCUGUAUAUACUCUCUUGAACGACCAGAUAAAAAAUAAAAAGUCAUACGAAAAAGUACUGAGCAAGUGCUUUGUAAAAGAAGAUGCACAAUCAAACGAAAUCGACCAUACUAAGAUUAUUUGCGAUCUUAAGGAUACAAUAGACAAGUAUAAAAUAUUUCCAUUCAUGGAUUCAUCACUGCUUCCGUCCUAUGAUCGGGUUAAAGCAUAUGACCGGGAAAAGGGCGAGUUCAUAAACAAUGAAAGCAGAAAGUACUCCAAUUGUGUAGAAACGACUCUGAUGGGUCUUUUCUUAUGCUUAGUAUAUGAUCCAAAUAAAAAGAAGUACAAUACAGACCAUCUGCCCGACAAUAAAGAAACUAAGCCACUGAAAGACUUCUUUAAAAAGUACACUGAGCCAAGAGAAGCCACUGACUAUGAAAUGCACGAAGAUUGGUGUAGAGUGAUAGCAGACUUGAAGAAUGACAAGAUUCUUUACUUAAAGGAGAAGACGAAUGAGCUGGACAGCAGUCUGCUGAACAUUCUUUAUGUUGUAUCGGAUAUAACUGGAAGCAAAGAAGAAGUGGUUAAAGAAAUUAAGUACUUAGAAGAACUUCUUUCUAAUAAGAAGGUUGAUGAUUGGCUUGAUAUAGAAGAAAGCUUGACUACAAUAUUCAAGGAGCUAUCAAAUAACAAGAAUCUUGAAGUAGAGUGUGACGAAUUCACAGUAGGUACACGAGAAUAUAAAAAGAUGGACUUAUUUGGUAAGUUUAAGCUAAUAUAUACUUUUAAUGAGAAAAAAAAUGGAAUAUUAGUAGAGAUAACUCCUGGCCAUUCCUCAUUAAGCUUAUUGGAAGACGUAUUGUCUAGUGAAGAGAAAAAUAUUAUUAAAAAAAAGCUGACUGAAAUACAAAAUACUUAUAGUAGUAUAGAGAGUUACACAGCAUACACAAUUAGACAGUACAUAAACAUAGAACUUGCUAAGAUGCAAGAGGAGUAUGCAUUGGGCCGAAUUCAAGAAAGUAUUAAAAAUAACCAUGAUAAUAUAAAUAACAUUUUCCUUCACGGGAUGAUUCGAUCUGUUGAACAAAAAGCAAGCAUUGUUGGAUACUUCUUGAUUAUGAAUGUAGAAGAUACUCUACCAAAAAACAAUUCACUAGUUCGGUUUACCAAUAAUCUUAUAGGAAGUACUCCACUUGAUGAUUUUGAAACAAGAGAAGAUAUGCUGCUUUAUUGCAUGCUUAAUAAAGACGGUAAGAGCUACUAUAAAGGAAUUGAAAGCUGCUGGAAACAGGUUUCUAGAAUUGCUGUAUAUAAAUUUGAUGCAAUAAUUAGUGACAUUUUAGAGAAGUCAAACUAUUCCCUAGAUGUUACAUUAGAGUGCUUUAAAAAGUUUAUAAUGGAUAUGGCAAAUAGUGAUGAGAAGUAUUUUAUUAUUCCAGGAUUCACAUUAAUUGAAAAUAUAGUAAUGUUUUCUAGAAAGACUAAUGAACUAGCUGAAACACUUUUAGAGUUUAUAAAAAUAAUAGAUGAAACAGUUAUGCAGCCAGAUGGAUCAAAUAUGUUUGUUAUUUACUUAAGAUGGAUUGUCAAUGUGGUAUUAUAUAAUUUAGAUGAUAAGAAAGAGAUUAUAAAGAUUCUAAUGGAUCAAAUAGAUGUUAAUUAUAAUUUUAAUCUAGAUAACAAAUGGAAUAGUUGGAUUUGUGUCAAUUAUUUCAAUAUAUUGAAAAAUUUAGAAACAUGUAAGGAUCUAUUUUGUGAUGAUGAAGAAAGCCCAGAAAUUGUUGAAAAAUACGACCAUCUUAUAGAAAAAAUAAAAAGCGCAUUUAACCCGAAUAACCCGAAUCUUCCAGUGAGUCUUGAAUCCUUCCACACGUAGAAAUGCAUAAGUGAAUAUUGGAUUGUUUGUAUAUAAGGUGUAAGAAUAUACUGCUUUUCUUUAUAUACGCAGAUUUAUUGGCAGCGCAUAGAA